This is a messenger RNA of Prunus armeniaca (apricot), 300 nucleotides long. The record is from the annotation of a GenBank genome assembly. NCBI's taxonomy places the organism in Eukaryota, Viridiplantae, Streptophyta, Magnoliopsida, Rosales, Rosaceae.
AUGAUAUCAAAGGAACCUCGAUCUCGAUCUCGACAAGUCGUUUCCGCAGAAACAACAUCCAAUGACCUCACCGGUUGUUCCAGAGUAUUGCACAACGAUAGCGACUCAUCGUCUUCAGUUGUGGAGGAAGACAGGGCUAAGAUACAAUCUCACCAACUGAGAUCUACCUACUACUUCCACCAACCAACGUCUACCUACUACUGUACAUUGAAUCUAGACAUGUGGGCUAAGAGGUCUAGCAUGAUCAAUCCAACGGGCUGGGCCUUGAACAUGCAGGUCGUGACAUCCUUUCCCACCUAA